AUGAUGUCGCCAGACGACCAAGCCCUGGAGAACCUGUUGUACAGCAGUGACCUUGGUGACGAGGCAGAGGGGUUGGAGCUGGGUGGCGGCGGCGGUGGCUCAGCGGGGGUGGAGGAAAGUGCUGCUGCAGACAAUGCCCCGACAGCUGUGUCCAUCCAGGAACCAAUGAUAUGCGCUGGCUGCAGUGAGCAGGUGUGCGACCGCUUCUUCCUGUUGGCUGCUGGCAGGGUGUGGCACGGCGCCUGCCUCCGCUGCAGCCAAUGUCAGUGUGAGAUGCAGACGCACCCCUCACUUUACUGGAGAGAAGGAAACAUCUACUGCCAGCAGGACUACUGCAGGAUGUUUGGAGGCGGUCAGUGUGCUCGCUGCUUCCAGCCAAUCCCAGCAUCUGCUCUGGUCAUGAGGUCCGGUGAGCUCACCUUCCACCCUCACUGCUUCUCCUGCCAGGAGUGUGACAUCAAACUCAUGCCUGGGAACCUGUACUGCAUGCAGGGCCAUACCCUCUACUGUCAGUCCCAUUAUCAUGGUGACAGGAGUGUCCCAGUGUCCCACGAUCCUCAACCCAAACCAAAUCUGAAUGAAGCUCAAAACCAGGUCUCAGGUGAAGGGGAGGAGUCAGUCAGCAGUCCAGAGCCACGACCGGACGACAGGGCGACAGGUGGAAGGACCCGCAGGAGGACCAAGCGAAUCCGGACGUGUUUCCGCAGCGAGCAGCUCAGAGCACUGGAGUCAUAUUUCGCCCAGAAGCACAACCCUGACGGUAAAGACUGGACCUGCCUCGCACAUAAGACCGGCCUGCCCAAGAGAGUCCUGCAGGUGUGGUUUCAAAACGCUCGAGCCAAACUUAGACGGUCCCUCACCGCUGACGACUCUCAGGUCAGCUCGCCCUCUGCUCCCCUGAGAGAAGUCACCAUGGCGACCACCUCCCCGUCCCCGGCCUGCUCCCCACCCGACCAUUCGCAGCCCUUCUCCACCAGCACCAUCGACCAGCUGCAGCUGUCCCUGCUCACUGCCCCCCUCAGCGACCCCCCGGUGAGCCCAGCCAUCAACCAGCUUCACCAGCUGCAAAACCCCGCCUUCUUCCUGGACUACGAUUCCCAGAGUGCACCGGGGUGUAUGUCCUCUCUGGAGGCCUAUGAGGACUUUGGGGAGGCAGGAGGAGAAGCAGACAGAGAAGCUGAUGCUGACAGUUCUUUUAGGCCACAUCACUGUUAGUCGAGGGACCUUACGCUGCUUCAACCUGUAACUUUAAGGAACAAUUAGAGACAUUAAAGUUCUAAUACUUAAGAUUUCAGCUGAACUUCUUUAAUGUGAAGCAUUAAAGGCUCUGAUCCGGCUGUAAGACGGUGAGCAGUACACAGUGAGGCUGAUAUCAGUCGGAUCCAAUUACAAACAAUUUGUCUGUUUGUCAACAUUUUAACUGCAAUUCAAUUUUAUAAUAAAUUUCACAGCACUUCCUUUAGUUUGAAAAAAAAAAAAACUUUAACGGUACAUUUACUCGCCUUUAACCACAUCACAUGACCUACAUACUGAACAUACUUGUACUGUUUGAUCACAGUUUCGUCUUUGUGCACCAGCAGCAGUUCAUCUUCCCUUCUGUGUGUUUACACGUAGAUUUGAAACAGUGUGUUAAUGAACUGAAUAUGAAUCAGCAACUUUUUCCAUCAGUGAUUUGUGUCUGUCAUUUUUUUAAAAUUAAAAAUGUGAAACAUUUGCUGCUUUCAGCCUCUGUAAGGAUUUUCUGCUUGGUCUUACAGUUAAAUUGUCAAGGAUGA
Molecule: messenger RNA, 1775 nt
Organism: Toxotes jaculatrix (banded archerfish)
Lineage: Eukaryota; Metazoa; Chordata; Actinopteri; Toxotidae
Product: LIM/homeobox protein Lhx9-like
Exons: 6
Coding region: 1-1215 (404 amino acids)
Biological process (GO): regulation of transcription by RNA polymerase II; neuron differentiation
Cellular component (GO): nucleus
Molecular function (GO): DNA-binding transcription factor activity, RNA polymerase II-specific; RNA polymerase II transcription regulatory region sequence-specific DNA binding
Source: RefSeq, a predicted model, not a curated record